CAGCUCGUCUACAACCGCAUAGCAAAGUUCAUCAGAUUGCGAUAAAGUCGGUUCUUUUUCACCUAUCACGCAAAUUCGAUUGUUUUUUAUUCAUUGAAACCAAUUAUUCGCGGUGAAUUAUUUCACAACAAAUCGAACGGUUUCAUUGGAAGUAUCGCGACGAGCUGACAAAAAAUAAGAAUGUUCUUGAACAUUCACAAAAAAUUUAUGACAAAAGUCGUAAGAAGGGCUAAUCGAAGUGGAGAUUUGACUGAGACACCAAAUCAAAAUGAACAGUCGAGUCAACAGCAUCAACAGAAUGAAGACGAUGAGCCGAGGGAAGCAAAUCAACAGCAAACCAAUCAAUCGAACGAAGAAGCCCAAGCUGAUGAAUCGAACGAAGAAACUCAAGCUGAUGAAUCGAAUGAUGGCAACCUAUUGAAUGAAGAGGUUGAAGCUGAUCGAUUGAACGAUGAAGCUCAAGGCAAUCAGUUGGAUGAAGAAGCUCUAGGCAACCAAUCGAAGGAAGAAGUUCCGGAAAUGCUGCAAGAAAAUAUGCCCGAAGGACUGCCUGCAGAAUUGAAAUCAACAACCAAAAUCACCGAUGUAAAUAAUGAUUGUCUCGGCUUCAUCUUCGCACAUUUGGAACUGGCCGAUCUUCUGAGCAUUUCGGAUGCGAACAAGGAUCUAAAGCCAGCUGCUUUUCUUGUUUACGCGGAAAAAUAUGGGAAAAUGGUCAUUCAUAUCCAAGCUCAUGCCGCAAAUCGCAGAUCUCCUGAAGUGUCAAAGGAUUGUGUUUGGGCCACCAAUAGAACCGAUAGCUUGAAAAUUAUGCGCCAUUUCGGUGAUGCCAUAUCCAAAUUAAAAAUCUCCUACAAAGGCUCAAACGAUGGUUAUUUUGCUGAAAUGGAACGCUACAUCAACGAAUAUUGCAGCAAAACCGUCAUUGAAAUUCAAUUUACACUCUCAAUGUUCUCUGCCAUUCCAAAUCUGGUUGUGCCAGUUCACAGUGUUAGUUUCUAUUCAUGUGAAUUGGCCAAAGAGCAAUGCCAAAUCGACGAAUGGUUUCCAAAUGUGCGUCACCUCAUGUUCGGAUCAAUGGUCGAAAUGGAUGAUGUUAAGCGGGUCGUGGUACAUUAUCCUCAUUUGGACAGUUUGACCAUUGAAAAAGCCGAUCCAAUCAUUCAAAAUGGAUUCAACGAGGCAAAUGUUAUGGAAAUCUUGCGCUUGAAUCCAAAUUUGAAAAGUUUACACCUUCACAAUUUCAAUACGACAUUCCUUCAAAUGGUCGGUGAAUAUUUAUAUCAAGUCAAAAAUCUUGAACUUUCGUUCAAAAAUGAUGAUAGCAUCAAUCACAGCGAACCAUCCAUUCGUCUUUGGAAUGUGAAAAGCUUCGUUCUUCGCGUUAAAGAGAACGAAUCGCGUAAUUUUCCAAAUUUGCCGUUUAAUUUUGGAAACAUUGAAGAAUUUAAGUACACAAGCCACCCCUAUUGCCUUGAAUUUUUUCGUGAAAAUCCGCUGAAAAUAGUACAUUUGAAGUUCGGUCCGCUAACGUUUCAAGGUGAUAGCAUAAUCGAUUUUGCAAGGGCUUUGCCAUCGGUGACUGAAUUGGUUCUGGACAAUUGCAGACUUGAAGUUGACGAAAUGAUUUGGUUUUUGGACGAAUGUCCAAUGCUCACCAAAUUUCAUUUUGUAAAAACAUGGAGAUUUGAAGAACAUGUGGUACGAUACGACCUUGGACCAGAGUGGCGGAUAGAAUUUGAUGGAAAUAUCGUUAAAAUGGAACGUUGAAUUGGUUUUAGUAAAAUAACAGAAAAAAAAAAAAAAUACUGGCUGAAUAUUCAGUAGCAAGGAAAAAAGGAAUUAUUGUUCGAUAGACAUCUGCACAUUCACUUCAAAUAUACAUAAAAAAAUUUCAUAUAUUCAUACAUGAGUAUGGAAGGAAGAAAAAAACAAUCAUUAUUUCUUCUUUUGGUAGAUUGUAAGGUGUAUUACGAACGAUUUUAUUCGAAAUAAUAAAAUAAA
Sitodiplosis mosellana (orange wheat blossom midge) is the source of this 2004-nucleotide messenger RNA. RefSeq lists its product as uncharacterized. The coding region runs from base 181 to 1770 and encodes 529 amino acids. NCBI's taxonomy places the organism in Eukaryota, Metazoa, Arthropoda, Insecta, Diptera, Cecidomyiidae. The transcript has 2 exons. The record is from RefSeq and is a predicted model, not a curated record.